AUGGGUCUCUUCCAACAACCCCUCCGGUCGACAUUUCACGACCUUCCCACUCCACCGCCUUCUACACCUUUUUCACUUCCUCCACUGCAACCGCUGGCAUCGACUGUGAAUAUUCACAUCACGAAUCACAAUCAUUAUAGUGUUCAAACACCAGAUUCAGCAAAAUAUAAUUUUGGUCCUAAAGACAAACCCCAUUGGAGUUCUUCGGGAAGGAAGGCCUGCAUUACUCCCUCUCGAAAGAGUCAACACAAAUCGCCACUCCUUAAGAGGCUUAUUCAGGGACUGUCGCCAGUAUAUGGACUCCUAACGCCGGCUGCUACACCUCCACAACGUACUUCGAAAGUUACGUUAGUUGAGGAGCAAAGUCCCUUGGUCAAACAGAAUUCGCAGGCGCAACAAAAGAUCAAUGACAAACGGCAGGUCGAGAAUAUCAAUACAAGCUAUCGACAUUCUGAAUCUGAUAUCUUACAGGAUAUGCCAAAUCCCGCAGAUAUUAGGUUCUCUGCGAGCGCCGGUAAUAGGGAAUUUGCAGUGCGAAGUAGUCGGGUUGAUAUCCCAUCAUCGCCACCUACACUUCUGUCCUGUGAUGAUGUCUUAGUUUCAGACGAUUCAGCCUUGGGUGAACUAGCGGUCGCUUUACGAACCUCCAAAAAGACUGGACUGAAGCGAUCAGAACAAAAGAAGAGGACUCAAAAGCAAAAGCAAAAGAAGAUCAUCCCAGAAUGUUACAAUCACGACCUCCGGCUCCCAGGAGAAGAACCCGGGGUUGAUGUAGUUCCUUGCGAUUGGGUUCGACCCUAUAAUUCCAGUCGGUGGAACAACUAUACAAAUAAAAACGCUCAAUGCAAGGUUCCGAAGUGCGAUGUUUGUAUCUCCCACGAAACCUACGGUCCAAAAUCCAUUUGGGCGUUGUCAGCGCCCGCAGGAUUCAGUGCAGAAUCACAUCGCCUUCGUUCACGUAUCCGAUACCUCUGCUCUGGUUGCCCACAACCUGCACCCCCGCCUCCUGGGGGGGUGGGACCGAUCGAAAUGUGUACCUGCGUUCUAAGAGAUGGACAAGGACUUCCAACAGAUAUGUGGUUUCAAUGCAAGGGCUGUGCGGAAACGGCGUGGUUUGAGAGUGAUGCUAGAUAUGGAGGGCCCGAUGGAGUAUUGAUAAAACGGAGGCCAAGGAGAAGAAAGAACAAAUAUGGAAUCAUAAUCCGACCGAGAAUUUCAAAGGAUGCUCGACUAAAGGGUGGGUGCAGAAUCAAGAGGUGUCUUUGUGGGAAGAUUGUCCCGAAAGAUGGUAGGUACGGUGCUUGGUGUACCUGGUGCCAGUGUCCAGUUGCAGGCCAGGAUAUGAUGGAGUACGGCGGAGCCGCGACAAAAAGCGGGCGAGCCUUUUUACCCAAGAAGGAAAAUGAGGACGAGGAUUAG
This is a messenger RNA of Orbilia oligospora ATCC 24927, 1419 nucleotides long. RefSeq lists its product as uncharacterized. The record is from RefSeq and is a predicted model, not a curated record. The coding region runs from base 1 to 1419 and encodes 472 amino acids. The transcript has 2 exons. Lineage: Eukaryota; Fungi; Ascomycota; Orbiliomycetes; Orbiliales; Orbiliaceae.